This is a messenger RNA of Thlaspi arvense, 429 nucleotides long. Lineage: Eukaryota; Viridiplantae; Streptophyta; Magnoliopsida; Brassicales; Brassicaceae. The record is from the annotation of a GenBank genome assembly.
AUGUUGCUGUACAACAAGCAGAAGAAGAGAGAGAUCGUCAAGGGAAACCGAAUCCUAAUCAGCGUCACGUUUCUGGGUAGCGCCGGUCCGAUCCGGUUCGUGGCCAACGAAGGAGAUCUCGUCGCUUCUGUGAUCGACACUGCUCUUAAAUGCUACGCUCGAGAAGGCCGGCUUCCGAUUCUCGGAUCUGAUUUCAACGACUUCCUUUUCUAUUGCCCCAUGAUUGGACCUGGAGCUCUAAGUCCAUGGGAAGCAAUUGGGUUGCUGGGAGCGAGGAACUUCAUGCUGUGUAAGAAACCAGAGGAGAAGAAGGUGGAGGAAGACGAUGGAAGAUCGAAUUUCCCUAUUAAUGGAGCAAGAAAAAGAGCUGGUGGAAGCUUUAAGGCCUGGAUUAACAAAUCUUUCAGUCUUAAAGUGACCACUCAUUAG